Messenger RNA from Cololabis saira (Pacific saury), 3718 nucleotides. It is a transcript of the gene slc22a16, whose product is annotated as solute carrier family 22 member 16. The record is from RefSeq and is a predicted model, not a curated record. Gene Ontology annotation, cellular component: membrane. Gene Ontology annotation, biological process: transmembrane transport. NCBI's taxonomy places the organism in Eukaryota, Metazoa, Chordata, Actinopteri, Beloniformes, Belonidae. The transcript has 8 exons. The coding region runs from base 103 to 1833 and encodes 576 amino acids.
AAAGCUCGGAUCUACGUUAUUUAUCGCUGUGGCGCGCAUGGAUCCGCUGUCCUCCUCGGAGACACGCAUCUGGAGCCUCUGCGCACUGAAACCGCCGCAAAAAUGACGGUGGAGAGAAUAUUCGACGAGCUCGGGCAUUUCAAAAGAUACCAGGCAUGUCUGUAUUUUGCAGCAGUCUUCCAGGCUAUAGCGUGUGGAAUCCACUACCUGGCCUCUGUUUUCCUGGUUGAGACUCCCAACUUUGUGUGUUCUGUGCCCGGGAACAUCACAGAUGUCCUAUAUGGUAACAUAACGCCAUCUAGUCUGGAAGAAAUCCUGCCAGUCAUGUCAGGAAGUGGCCCUUUGGUCGUGAGGACUGCUGCUGGGGAGCAGUGGGAGCUUAGUCGGUGCAGCUGCGCCCUCCGCAUCGGCCCUCAGGACUUUACAUAUGACUUUACUGGCAACAAAACUGUCAAAGAGUGCUUUGGGAAAUACGUUUAUGACCACAGCGAGGUUCACCAAAGCAUUGUCACAGAUUGGGACUUGGUGUGUGACAGAGAGUGGCUGGCCAAGCUGUGCCAACCUACAUUCAUGCUGGGUGUGCUGAUUGGAGCGCUGGUGUUUGGAGACAUUGCUGACAGAGUUGGCCGUGUGCGGAUUCUGAUGAUCACCAGCCUCUGUCAGUUUGGACUCGGGGUCAGUGUGGCGUUCUCUGGAAACUACUACUUUUUUGUGGUGCUCCGCUUCCUACUGGCCAUGGUGUCCAGUGGUUAUCUGGUGGUGGUGUUUGUGUAUGUGACAGAGUUCACCGGCAGCAAGGUACGCACCUGGACCUCCAUGCAUGUGCAUGCAGCCUUCGCAGUCGGGAUCAUGGUGGUGGCUCUGACCGGCUACCUGGUUCGAGUCUGGUGGAUCUACCAGAUCAUCCUCUCCACCUGCACCUUGCCCUACCUGCUCUUUUGCUGGAAGUUCCCCGAGACGCCCUUUUACUUGAUGGCUAAAGGUCGAUACAAGGAGACGCAGGACCUGCUGGACAAGAUAGCCGCCGUCAACGGUAUUGAAAGCAGGCUGAAGGCGGAGGACCUCCUGGACCCCAGGAAGACAGAGAAUGGCAAGGCGCUGCUGGACCAGGAGCGGGGCCAGGGGCCAUUGGAGCCUGAGAAGAAGCUAACCAUCCUGGACCUGUUUGGUAGCUGGAGGAUGGCGGGCCGCACGUGCACAGUGUGGGCCAUCUGGUUCAUCGGCAGCUUGGGCUACUACGUCUUCUCUUUGGGUUCAGUCAAUCUUGGAGGAAACCAGUACGUUAACCUUUUUCUUGCUGGUGCAGUGGAGGUUCCCUCUUACCUGGUUGGCUGUUUUGCAAUGGACCGGAUUGGGAGGAAGAAGACGUGUGCACCGGCUCUGAUCCUGGCUGGGGUGGCUUGUAUGCUCGUCAUUGUGGUACCCUCUGACAUUGAGGUUCUAGCUAUUGCUCUGAACAUGAUAGGAAAGUUUGCUGUUGCAAUUGCCUUUGGCCUCGUCUACCUGUACACCUGUGAGCUUUACCCUACAAUCAUCAGGUCUCUGGCAGUCGGUAGUGGCAGCAUGAUGUGCCGUGUUGGCAGUGUGGUGGCUCCUUUCUGUGUGUACUUGGCAGACGUCUGGAUCUAUCUACCUCAGCUCAUCGUAGGAAUCCUGGCAUUCAUUAUUGGAGUGCUGACAAUGCUGUUGCCUGAGACCCUGGGUAAACCUCUAACUACAACCUUGGCGGAGGCUGAAUCUCUUGGUCUUAAACCCAACAAGGAAAGCUCAGCCCAGUACAACAAAGGUGGCGAGGAUGGAGUGGAGCUGAACCAACAUGCAGCUAAGGCCUGAGCUCUACGCUUCAGGAAAACCAGACAUUUGGAAACAUCAGCAUUGGAAAAAAAAGAAAAAAAGCAUUUAUCUAAACUUGUGAACUGACUGAUUUAUUUUGACAUUUUGUCCUGCAACAUGACCAAUAGUGUACUACAAAAUAGGUCCUCAGGACUUGCACAAACCCUUCUGCAUGCAUACAUGAGUCAGAUUGGAAAUACAGGAUCUUAACAACAUCAUGUACUAUGUGUAGUCUUUUUGUGCAUGACUUGCAAGCUCAAGAAUACAAGUCACAUGAAUUACCAAAGGAGAGUUUCAAUUCAAUUUCAGUCUUAUUUUUGUUGUUGAUGUCAUGAGUUUCAGCAACUUAGUAACAGAAAAUACUUCAGGGUUGAUAUUACUGGAUGAACUGACUACAAAAAUAAAACUUAAAGGUAGGGUAAGGGAUGUAUGGAUGAUGUCAAGUCUGCUGAUAUUUGUAACAAACCAUCAAGAAAGCUACCUCUUCCUUCUCCUCCCAUCCUGAGCAGAACACAGUCCAUCAUGAGCAGGAACCCUCCUCUUGUCUGUGAUUGGCUGGAGCAAUGUUUGUAAUGGGUUUGGGGGAGCGUUAUCCCAACUGUCCCCAGUUUAUUGAAGGAGGGCUGUGCAUGAUGACAGUUAUCCAGCUAGCGGAAGCUGAGGAGAGAUUGCAUGAAUGUGACAAAAGGUGUUCUGGGUUAGAAAUUGUGCAGAAUCCCUUACCCUGCCUUUAAAAUAGAAACUAAUCAGUUAAUUUGCUAAACAAAGGAGGCAACAACGGUAAUCAUAGUUUACUAAGCUAGCAUUAAUAUGUGAUAAAUACUAUACAAGAUAAAAGUGGGCUGCAGAAUGGGCCCAAAGUGUAUUUGUCCACAGGUUCCAUGGUGUUUGUCCACAAGAAAUGUCUGAUAGGAGGUUCUAUGUGGUUUUUAGGUGGUUCAUUUUCUAAUGUGGGCCAUAAUUAGUUACUAAAACUACUAUGGACCCACACUAUUUUGCUCCUUACUUAGCUUGUGCUCCCUAUAGUUGGCUCAUAAUACUGAAACCAUAAAGGACACAUGAAUUUGCCAAGUCUAAGUGCACUCUGCAGUCCACUUCAUCUCCACACAGGGCCCACAUGAACAUCCUGGCUGGGUAGUUACUAAUUAAUAACCAAAGUCAGUCCAGAUCAUUGCCUUAAUGCAUAUUUUACAUUUAAAAACAAACAACUCACACACUGUAUCAUGUUUUACACAACAUAAUAAGUUAGUGUAAUAUAACAGAUUGUAUUUUUUUAGAAUUGUAAUCACCUUUUGAGCAUACUUCUAUCGAUCUCAGGGCAUCCAUAUCGCUGUGAAGCUGUAAUCUUAAGCAUAUUGUAAUUUUACAUCUGUUAAACAUCUUCAGUUUCAUUUUGCUUAAGAUGCCAUUGAUAAGUUUUACAUUACAAUGUAAUGUGAGUGGAUGUGUGGGCGUGUUUUGUGUGUUUGUGUGUAUUAUUGAGUGCGUUUGUUAAGUUGAUGUCCUGGGUUUUCUACAUGCUUUUAUCAUGUUUGCAAUCUAGAUGCUGGACGUACUGAAGAGAAAGUACAUAAAACCACACUGCAUCACUGUGUGUUCAAGAGUCAAGCGUUUUUCGCCAGAUGUUUGGACCAAAAACAGAUUGAACCACAAUAGUAAGGUGAUUUAUAUAGUGGAUUCUGUUAUAGUCUACUACUAUGGGAGUAAAUCAUGAAAUAACUGGUAUACUAGAGCUUAAGACAUUUAAUCACCUGGUGCUGAAAAAACUCAGGUCCAGCUGGCAGUUUUACAAUCAACUGUAUUGAUUUUUUCUAUGAAUAGCUUCUUUGUAAGUUGUUUUUUUCGUUGUUCUGGAACAAUAAAUGAUGUGUCUGACAACAGUGCA